Telopea speciosissima is the source of this 4946-nucleotide messenger RNA. Its product is annotated as auxilin-like protein 1. The coding region runs from base 153 to 4724 and encodes 1523 amino acids. The transcript has 8 exons. Gene Ontology annotation, cellular component: cytoplasm; vesicle; intracellular membrane-bounded organelle. Gene Ontology annotation, biological process: clathrin coat disassembly; clathrin-dependent endocytosis. Lineage: Eukaryota; Viridiplantae; Streptophyta; Magnoliopsida; Proteales; Proteaceae. The record is from RefSeq and is a predicted model, not a curated record. Gene Ontology annotation, molecular function: clathrin binding.
ACCACCCUCCUUCAUUCCUUCUCUCACCUUCCUUUCUUUCUCCCUGUCUUCUUCUCCUUUCUGACUCUGCAGACGAAGACUCUGCAGAGUAAGAGAGCGGAGAAGAGAGAAAGACAGGGAAGCCCUAAAAUACGCUCCUUAGUCCUCCUUCUAUGGAGGAUUAUCCUCGUGCUUUCCACAGAAACCAAGCCUCUGCUACCAUAUCGAAGAAAAUAUCCCCUGGAAAUGGCUUCACUCCCAAAACUGUUUAUGAAGACGUUUUUGGUGGUCCCCCAAAGUUUGGAGUACAGACCUUUUCGUCUAGGAUUGAAGAUUACACUGAGAUAUUUGGUAGCUUUCGCUCCUCACGUGGUUCCUCCAUUCCAGUUCUAGAUCUCCCCGUUCCAGACUCAGGCGAUGUUUCUGUUGAUUUCCGCGACUUCAAGUUUGAUUACUCGGAAAUUUUUGACGGUUUGAAUGGUAUUGAUUUCUUCGAUUCUCACGAGCAGCUGUUUGACGACUCUAAAGGAGGAGAGAGCUCCUCUGAGGAAGCCUGGACCCCGGAUGGGAGAGGUUCUCCUUCAGAAGGCUCCAGUGUUGAUACUUUGGCUUGUUCUGAAAAUAACCGGUUUAUGUCAGAUGGAUUAGCUGAUCAUAAAUUUGAUGGUGUGAAGCAAUUCAAUGUUUCAAAUCAUGAAACUGUGCAAAGAAGUGAAGAAGAUGGGACAAAUGGUACAACAUACACUGCCCAACAUCAAACUGUUCGAGGGGCUGUGUUUGUUGUUGAUGGAAGUACUCCUCCACAAAAGACUGAAGUUGUCAAUACGUCACCCCGGGGAGUUAAUGAUGUUGGUGGCAAUAUGGAUUUCAAUGGAGGCACAGUGGAAGAAAAAAAUUUCAAGAAAACCAUGUCACUCCCUCCCAUUUACUGUUCCAUCACAAGGUCUUCUGGAAGUGAUUUCAAACCUUCAAAUCAUGAGACUGUGCAAAGAACUGAAGAAGAUGGAACAAAUGGUACAACACACACUGCCCAACACCAAGCUUUUCUAGGGGUGAUGUUUGUGGCUGAUGGAAGCACUCCUCCACAAAAGACUGAAGUUGUCAAUACGUCACCCCGGGGAGUUAAUGAUGUUGGUGGCAAUAUUGAUUCCAAUGGAGGCACAGUGGAAGAAAAAAAUUUCAAGAAAACCAUGUCACUCCCUCCCAUGUACAAUUCCAUCACAAGGUCUUCUAGAAAUGAUUUCAUGCUUCAAAACAGAUCUCAUGGGAAUGGUUCUAAUUCUAGUAAUAUAUUUCUAACUGUAUCUGAAGUAAGUCUUCAGACACAGCCCUCUCAAGUGCCUCCACCAAUGAGACCGCCACCAAAAUUAUCAAUCAAACAGGGAAAUUCUAAGAUAGCUUCUGAAAAGUAUGGUCUGGAGGGUGCUACAGGUGACAAUUCACCACCUUUCUUUGAUGUGGAGGUAGAUGCAAGUUCAUCUGCUGCAGCAUCAGCAGCUGCUAUGAAAGAAGCAAUGGAGAAAGCCCAAGCGAGAAUAAAAAGUGCAAAAGAAUCAAUGGAAAGAAAAAGGGAUGGCCUUCAAAGCCGGUUGAAGUUGGGAUUGAAGGAUGAUUUGAGUAGUAGGGCCAGAAAAGAGGAUAUUAAAGCUACUCAUGAAGCCUUCAGAUUUAGUGGAGAAGAAUCUCAGGAGACAUCUGAAAGAGAGAAAGUUGGAACGAAAGGGUUUGGAAGGCAGGAAGGGCAACAUGAUAUUAGUACAGCUCAGGUAGCUCCAGAUUUUGAAGGGAAAGAAAAGAGUCUAAAUGUUGGUAAAGAAUUUGUAGAACCGAAGGUUAUGAAGGAACCUAUAACUGCCCAGGAAUUUCAUAUUCAGAAAGAAGCAGUAGAGUGGAAGGUAGAGAAACAAUUCUAUGAACUUGCGAAAACAGGUAAGUUGAAAGCAGCUCCUGAAGUCCUUGAGCAGGCCAAAAUUGAGAAAAAAUUAAUUUCACCAACAAUAACCCAGAAACAUGAAGAAAGUGAGAAGGUAGCAGCAAAACAAGUAUUUGAAGAGGGAGAAGAAAAUGUUAAGAUAUCAAAAGCAUCUAAAGGGGCUUGUGAACAGGAGAACAUUAGGAUAUUAGAAGCAACUAAAGAGGCACAUGAACUGGAAAAACAGCAGAAGAAACUGAAGGUGGCACAAGAGACAAGUGAGAGUGAAGAAAAUGAGAAGAAACUAAAAUUGGCACCAGAGAUUUCCAAGUAUGAAGAAGAAGAGAAGAAAUUACAAGUGGCUCAUGCGUUGGAAGGACAUGGAAAGCAGCUAGAAGAGGCUCAUGAACAGAAAGAAAAUGAAAAGAAACUAGAAGAGGCUCGUGAAUGGGAAGAAACUGAGAAGAGACAAAGAGAGGCCUCUUGGAGGGAAGUAAGUGAGAAAAAAUUAAAAGAUGCUGAUGAACAGGAAGAAAAUGGGAAUAAGCUAAAAGAGUCUUGCAAUAUAGAAGAAAAUGAGAAGAGAUUGAAAGAUUCUUCUGAGCAGGAAGAAAGUGAGAAGAAACUAAAAGAGGCUUGUGAUGAGAGAAGACUACAAGAAAUUCACGAGAAGGAAGAAGAUGACAAGAGGCAAAAAGAGGUUUGUGAGGGUGAAGAAAAUGAGAAACGACUGAAAGAGGCUUGUGAAAAGGAAGAGAACGAGAAGAGAAUACAAGAGGCUCAUGAGUGUGAGGAAAAUGAAAAGAGACUAAAACAAGCCUUUGAACAGGAAGAAAAUGAGAGGAGACUAAAAGAGGCUCAAAACAUAGAGGAAAAUGAAAAGAGACUAAAACAAGCCUUUGAGCGGGAAGAAAAUGAGAGGAGACUAAAAGAAGUUCAUCAGCAGAAAGAAAGUGAAAAUAGACUAAAAGAGGUCUGUAAGAUGGAAGCAAAUGAGAUGCAGCAAAAAUUGGUUUUUGAGCUUGUAGAAAAUCAGGGAGAGAGAAAGGCUAAUGAGGAGGAAAAAUAUGAAAAUAGACAAAAACAGGCUUAUGAAGGGGAAGAAAAUGAGAAUAAAGUAAAAGCAGAUCAAGCGGCUCAUGAUCUCAAAGUUGACAAGAUUCUUAUGACGGCUAGUAGGUCACGCGAGCCUGUUAACAGUAAUAAUUCUGAAGCAAGUCAAGAAAGCCUCGAACAUGAAGAAAGCAAUGGGAAACUGAAUCUGGCUCGGGAAGCAACUGAGCAUGAAGGGAGUGGUAGGAUGACUGAAGCAGCUAAAGAUGUCUGUGAAUCUCAAGGGAGUGGGAAGGAAUUGGAAAUAGCCAAAGCAAGAAAUGGAGACGAUGAAAGUGGGAGAUCUAAACCUGCCAAUGUGUCUCAAUGUGCCCCUGAACAAGAUAGGUGUGAACAGAUCAAAGUAUCCAUGGAAUGCCUCUCAUUAGAUGAACUAGAGAAUAAAUUAGGAGAACCUGAAAAUGCAAUUGAUCUGGAGCAAAAUGAAAAGAACAAGAGAACAUUGCCAGAGGCUUGUGACCAGGAAAGCCUUGGUAAGUCUCAAGUUGCCUUUGAUCAGGAAAGUUACAAGAAGAAGAAUGAAGCAGCUCAAGGGGUGAAAAACUGGGUUGAAAAUGAGAAGAAAACUGGAUUGACUCAUCCUGUUAUGUUAUUCGAAGAGAAGGGGAACAUGUUGAAGGUAGCUCAGCAGGUUAGCAAGAGCCAAAAUACAGAAAGAAAAGAGAGGAAUUACCAUGAAACAUGUAACAAUGUAGAGAGAGAAAAAGAAGUAAGGUUGCAAAGAGAAAGAGAACUGGAAGCGGAGCAUCUGAGAAAAAUAAAAGAAGAGAAAGAGAGGGAAAGGGAAAGGGAAAGAGAAAAAGAUAGAAUGGCUGUUGAAAGAGCAACCCGUGAAGCUCGUGAAAGGGCAUUUGUUGAAGCCCGUGAAAGGGCAGAAAGAGUUGCUGUGGAGAGAGCAACUGCUGAAGCACGUCAAAGAGCAAUGGCAGAGGCCCGAGAAAAACUAGAGAAGGCCUCUACAGAGGCUAGGGAGAAAUCAUUGGCUGAGAAAGCUUUUAUGGAAGCUAGACUGAGGGCAGAGCGUGCUGCGGUGGAAAGAGCAAUCGCAGAGGUUCGGGAGCGUGCAGCAGAAAAAGCAGCUUUGGAGGCAAGAGGAUGGGUAGAAAGAUCUGUAGCUGACAAAUUCCCCACGACAAAUUCUAGAGACAGUGGAAUGAGGCGGAGCUCUUCUUUCUAUGAAUUGCGAGAGACACAACUUAAAAGCUCAGGCUCUGACAGUAGUUUAAGACCUACAAAAUCUUCAGUUCAUGGUGCCUCCUAUACUUCUGUUAAGUUUCAAGGAACAGAAGGUGAAUCAGCUCAGAGGUGUAAAGCUAGGUUAGAGAGGCAUCAGCGAACUGUUGAACGUUCGGCAAAAGCUCUUGCAGAGAAGAACAUGCGUGAUCUUCUUGCACAGAGAGAACAAGCAGAGAGAAAUAGACUAGCAGAAACUUUGGAUGCUGAGGUCAGAAGGUGGUCUAGUGGGAAAGAAGGGAAUUUGCGUGCAUUACUUUCAACACUACAAUAUAUCCUUGGGCCUGAUAGUGGUUGGCAGCCAAUUCCCUUAACAGAAGUUAUAACAGCUGUUGCUGUAAAGAAAGCAUAUAGAAAAGCCACCCUUUGUGUUCAUCCCGAUAAGCUGCAGCAAAGGGGUGCAAGCAUUCAACAGAAGUACAUAUGUGAGAAAGUUUUCGAUCUUCUGAAGGAGGCUUGGAACAAAUUCAACUCAGAGGAGAGAUAAAUUUUUCCUUUUACGUCUUCUGUUGAAGCAUGCACAAUCUGAAAUCAUGUGCAGUUUGUAAUUUUGUACCGAGCAAAAUAUAUCUCCAUGGAAGGAAAGAUGUCUUAAAUAUUUGUAAGCAUUCUUUCAACCACUUGCAAACGUAAUUGAACUCCGAACCUGGCAUUGUACAUGCAUUAAGGAACGUGAAAAAAUACCGUACCACAUUACAAUUGAAAUGCU